UCCCUCCAAGUCUCCGUACACGCGAAGGAAGUCGUAUCUCCGUUGCUAGGACAACAUCGGUCCGCUUCACCAGAACAAUGUGCUCUCCGAUGUAAAUAUCUGGUUUCAUUAAAUUAAAUAAACCUCCCGGUAACUGAAAACCCUGGUCAUUUAAAUUGGGAAUGCAGAGACGAUGUAAUGGCUGUUCCUGUGUGGGCUCUUUCCCUCCCGCUGCCUGCCAUCAUCAUGAUCUCUGUGGGGCUCUACAUGAUUUUCCUUGCGAUGAUGCUGUGGUUUCAUCACUGUCUCAAGGCCAAGUGUGAUCCUCAGUGUUCAGACUGCUGCGCAGGAUUCUCUCCUUGCGAGUACUGUUUAGUGUGUGCCCAGUCAUGUGACUGCCGUGCACCAUCUCUGCGAUCCUGUCUGGACUAUUCCUGCCCCUCCCCUAAUUGUGCGAUGUGGGACUGUGCCUGUACCUGUCAGCCUCCAGAGUGUGACUCCAUCAACUGCUUCUGCUUUGAGAUCAAGUUUAAGUAGAUGACAAAGAUCCUCCUCAUUUUAAAAGAUGCCUUAGAAGCUCCAACUCCAAGUGACACUUCCGUAUGUCUUAAGCUCGAGAGAAAUCGUGAUUCAGUCUUCGGCUGUUCUGUGAAGUUUGCAUAAUUUCUGAAACAUUACCGCAUCCUUCCUAUUGAUAAUCAUUGAUUUAACUAAAAUGAAGAUUAAGAUAUGCAUCUAUUGGGAAUAUACAGUACAUUGUUUAAUUGAAUCAUUUAUGACAAUUUUUCUUGUGCUUAAUAAAACAGCAUAAAUAUUAUUAAAGCACAAUACAUACUAUUGUAGAAUGAAAUGGUUGUCAGACAUGUUUUGUUCAUAUCAGGAUGAAUGAGAUCAUUCAUACCAGGUUUCCAAACAUCUGUAAUUCCUGAAGUACACAAGCAUUACAGAACAACAGAAGACUGAGGCGAAAGUAAAGGUUUUAUUCUUAUGAAUUUGUAGCAUAUGUCUUUAAGAAGUGCCAAGAACUAUUAAAACAUUACAUUUAGUGGUUUUUUACAUUUUAAGCACAAAAAGUCCUAUUAACUUAUUGCGACUUUUUACAUUUAUGUACUAGCCAUUGUGUUUCUCUUUGGCAUCAUUGUGUUUGAUGGACAUUUGUGCUUAAUACAAAGGGAAGUUAAGAAUUAAUAAACCCUAUGUGCUGUUCAGUAUAUCUCAUUUUGACACAGAUGUCUUUGAAACUAUUUGCUCACCUAUAUUUUUAUGAGAUGACAUAAAGUUCUGACUGACCAAUUUUAUAUGAAAGUUUUGGUUUGAUUUCUUUUGUGAUAUACUAUAAAACAGUAAAAAACUGUAACAAAAGGUAAUUUCUAUUUUUACUGAUCUAGUUGUUUACAGAGCACCAUCUUAUUUGUUACAUAAGAUAUAUGAUCUAACUAUGUGUGUGUGUAUUGUAUUAUGUGAAAUGCGAUACAGUCAUGUAUGUGACCAUAUUUAGAAUGCUUGCUGCAAAUACACUAUGGCUUACAAAGUAAA
Carassius gibelio (silver crucian carp) is the source of this 1515-nucleotide messenger RNA. RefSeq lists its product as uncharacterized. The record is from RefSeq and is a predicted model, not a curated record. NCBI's taxonomy places the organism in Eukaryota, Metazoa, Chordata, Actinopteri, Cypriniformes, Cyprinidae. The transcript has 4 exons. Bases 178 to 516 code for a protein of 112 amino acids.